UCCCCUUGAAAAAAAAAGAAAAAAAAAAAAAAAAAAAAGGAGAAAAAAAGAAAUCUCUCUUCUUCUUCGUCGUCAUCACAGUUUCAAUCUCUCGCUGCUUGGUCUUCCCUCUCUUCUUCUCCGCUAGCUAUUCCUGGGGAAAAAGAGUGAUUGAUGGCUGGAAAAAGGAAACGAGCAAAUGCUCCUGACCAAACAGAGCGAAGAUUGAGUGUUCGGGUUCAGGAAGUGAGACAAAAGGCGCUAGAUGAGAAGGAGCGUUUAGUACGGGAGAGGGUUAAACUCCUCAGUGACAAAAAGAGUGAACUUUGUGUGGAUGACACUGAGUUACAUGAGAAAGAAGAGGAAAAUGUCGAUGGGAGCCCUAAACGAAGAAGCCCUCCAAAGCUAACCGCAAUGCAGAAAGGAAAGCAGAAAUUGAGUGUUUCGCCGAAUGGCAAGGAUGUGAACUUGGACGCUCAUCUCAAAGUGACAAAGUGUCUGAGGUUUUUUAACAAGCAAUAUCUCCUCUGUGUCCAGGCUAAGUUGAGCAGACCUGAUUUGAAGGGUAUAACUGAGAUGAUUAAAGCAAAGGCGAUAUUGUACCCAAGAAAAUUAAUUGGUGACCUUCCAGGUAUUGACGUUGGACACCGAUUUUUUUCAAGAGCUGAAAUGUGUGCUGUAGGCUUCCAUAACCAUUGGCUAAAUGGGAUCGAUUAUAUGGGAAUGGAAUACGAAAAAGAGUAUAGUAACUACAAGUUUCCGCUUGCUGUUUCUAUCGUUAUGUCGGGCCAGUACGAGGAUGAUCUAGACAAUGCAGAUACAGUGACUUACACUGGACAGGGAGGGCAUAACUUAACUGGUAAUAAACGCCAGAUUAAGGAUCAACUCUUACAACGAGGGAAUUUGGCCCUAAAGCACUGCUGCGAAUAUAACGUACCUGUCAGAGUAACUCGUGGUCACGAUUGCACAAGUAGCUAUACCAAAAGAGUAUACACUUAUGAUGGACUGUACAAGGUUGAAAAGUUCUGGGCACAAAAAGGCGUUUCAGGAUUUACAGUGUAUAAGUACCGACUGAAACGAUUGGAGGGGCAACCAGAACUAACUACUGAUCAGGUCAACUUUGUUGCUGGACGCAUACCAAAGUCUACUUCAGAAAUUGAGGGUUUGGUAUGUGAAGACAUCUCCGGAGGGCUAGAAUUUAAGGGUAUUCCAGCCACUAAUCGUGUUGAUGAUUCACCAGUUUCACCAUCAGGUUUCACAUACAUCAAAUCUUUGAUUAUUGGGCCUAAUGUCAAAAUCCCAAAGAGUUCAACUGGGUGUAACUGCCAAGGCAGCUGCACUGACUCAAAGAAAUGUGCAUGUGCUAAGCUUAAUGGGGGAAACUUUCCAUAUGUCGACCUUAAUGAUGGCAGAUUAAUUGAGCCUCGAGAUGUUGUAUUUGAAUGUGGUCCACACUGUGGGUGUGGGCCCAAAUGUGUUAACCGAACUUCUCAGAAGCGUCUAAGAUUUAAUCUUGAGGUUUUCCGCUCUGCAAAGAAGGGUUGGGCAGUUAGAUCAUGGGACUAUAUACCAGCUGGUUCACCAGUAUGUGAGUACAUAGGAGUCCUCAGGAGAACUGCUGAUGUGGAUACUAUCUCCGACAAUGACUACAUAUUCGAGAUGGACUGCCAACAGACAAUGCAAGGUCUUGAUGGAAGACAGAGAAGACUAAGGGAUGUUGCUGUACCAACGAAUAAUGGAGUCAGUCAGAGCAAUGAAGAUGAGAAUGUACCAGAGUUCUGCAUUGAUGCUGGUUCAAAAGGAAACUUUGCUAGGUUUAUAAAUCACAGUUGUGAACCAAACCUGUUCGUUCAGUGCGUCCUGAGUUCUCACCAGGAUCUAAGGCUUGCCCGCGUGGUUCUUUUUGCAGCUGACAACAUUUCCCCACUGCAGGAGCUAACUUACGACUAUGGAUAUACGCUUGAUAGCGUUCAUGGGCCGGAUGGAAAGGUGAAGCAGCUCGCUUGCUACUGUGGAGCGCUAAAUUGUAGGAAACGCCUAUACUAACAAGGCUAUUGGUAAGCUUAUUUUUUGGUCACUCUAUUUUGGGGAGUACAUAGAUAGCAACUAUCUCCCAAGUGGAAGAACCCUUGACAUCUUAUUUGAGGGACUUUAGCAUCUUCUGCAGCGUACAAUUAGUGCUGCCUUUUUCGGCAUUGUUGUUUCCUGAACCCUAUUGUUGCCAUUGGCAUCUUAUCUAUCGGAUCAACAGUAUUAAUUAUCUA
This is a messenger RNA of Arabidopsis lyrata subsp. lyrata, 2243 nucleotides long. RefSeq names its product histone-lysine N-methyltransferase, H3 lysine-9 specific SUVH4. Bases 154 to 2025 code for a protein of 623 amino acids. The record is from RefSeq and is a predicted model, not a curated record. Gene Ontology annotation, molecular function: histone methyltransferase activity; protein binding; zinc ion binding. Lineage: Eukaryota; Viridiplantae; Streptophyta; Magnoliopsida; Brassicales; Brassicaceae. Gene Ontology annotation, cellular component: nucleus. The transcript is spliced from 15 exons.